AUGCCAAGCAACAAGGGGUACACUUACAAGAGUUCGGGGAGCACCAGCCAGGGCAGCCAACAUAUCCCCCGCGACGCCGGCGGCUCUUCUUCAAAACAAGACGGAUACCACCAUCCCAACAGCAUAAACGGCUCUUACCAUUACGCCAAUCCCAACAACGGGGGAAAAUAUGACGGCAACGGCGGGUCGACGUUCACCUCGGCCAGUGGGUACCGGACGUGCUCCGGAUACGGAAAGAAGUAA
Colletotrichum siamense is the source of this 243-nucleotide messenger RNA. RefSeq lists its product as uncharacterized. The record is from RefSeq and is a predicted model, not a curated record. The transcript is spliced from 3 exons. Bases 1 to 243 code for a protein of 80 amino acids. Lineage: Eukaryota; Fungi; Ascomycota; Sordariomycetes; Glomerellales; Glomerellaceae.